Endocarpon pusillum Z07020 is the source of this 1410-nucleotide messenger RNA. RefSeq lists its product as uncharacterized. NCBI's taxonomy places the organism in Eukaryota, Fungi, Ascomycota, Eurotiomycetes, Verrucariales, Verrucariaceae. The transcript has a single exon. The record is from RefSeq and is a predicted model, not a curated record. Bases 1 to 1410 code for a protein of 469 amino acids.
AUGGUUGCGCAAACUUUACACCUUCACUUCAUUGUCAGAAGUUCUGCGCUGGAUAGCGUGUCAUUAAGCCACUGUGGCCAGACUUGGCACAUAUCCAAAGAAGAACUUGAUGUAUCAAGCCAUGAGGUCCCCGAAUUUGCAUGUAUUUCGUACGCGUGGGGUGGUGGCCGGGUACCCAGUCCCCUGGACAAUCACCACAGUAUAUCUGACAACACUGUCCCAGCCCUCACCGCGGCCAUGCGCGCCAGACCAAGAUGUACACGAUUCUGGAUAGAUGCAUUCUGCGUGCCAACUCAAGGCGAUAGUAGAAGAGCCACUCUGGCAAGCAUGGGAUGGAUAUACUCUCUGGCAGCCGAGGUCAUUUGUGUCCUUUCCCCAGCGGCACGAUCCAUCAUCGACCAAAUGAGUAAAUCAGACAGAGUUGAUGAGGCUGCAAUCCACGCCAUGGAGAACGAUGAAUGGGUGUCCCGCGCUUGGACAUAUCAAGAAGUUGUCAACAGCCCUUCAAUAUCCUUCACUUGCAUUACCCCAGGAAACAGCUCAGCCACGAACGAGGACAGCAGCCACGGUCUCAUUGACUGGUACCAUUUUUUAAACUGCGUUGGCUACACACUCUCCCGCCUACCCGGUAAUGCCCUCCAAAAAUCUUACCAAUUUCCCUGCCUUGAUGCAUUUCAGGAGCUGAUCGCCGACUGGAAAGUUGCCGGGUAUCAGGAACGUUCUGCCCUGCAAGUCCUAGCGAAUAUGGACAGGAGAACACAGGAACGUCCCGAAGAUCGAUAUUAUGCCAUGAUCGGGGCUAUAUCGAGGGUACCGCCGAGUUUGUCCGCCGUUGGAAACGCCUGCGAAGAGUUUCUGGCCGUUUGUGAGGGCAAGGGUGAUUAUUCCUUCAUUUUUACAGCCACAGAGAGGGAGACAGAGGAGGGAAGGAGAUGGAGACCGAGGAGCACAGGGAAUCUACAAUCGUUAAUGCCAUGGAACCUAGUGGGGAAAAGCCAGCCGGGUCACCUGGACAAUGAAAAGGGAGCUUUGUGCUUGGAGCAGAUGGUCGAGCUUCAGAUAGGGGAGCCAGAUGACGGACUUUUGUCAGAUAUUUACGUCUGGCUAUCCGUUCAACAGGAACCAGGUGACGAAAAGCUACCACGCAAAGAAUCAAUGUUCAAGUGCUUGAAGAUGAUGGGUUUCAAGGGUGUGUCGAGUUGUUUGUAUACAGAGGCUGGCUACUUUUUCCCGUGGAAGCCAAUCGCCCAUGCUGGUACCGUAAAGAUCAUGGUAAGUCUUGCGCUUAGGUGGCGGGUUGGAGCGCCUGGUCUUGCUUGUGAGAGACAUGGUCAGGAUGUCGUUUAUACACCAGGAGCCCUGAUCGGUAAGGUUGGUUCGAAGAGAGCCUUGAGCGUUGUUCUAAGCUGA